ACGCCCUUGCUCUUCACCUGCAAACAGUGCAACUACUAUUGAGAGCCACACACAACUGUAGCUUCGCCAUGGGAGCAAGCUGGCUGCUCCUCCAUGGCGCGGCGCUGAUGAUACUGAUGGCGGCGGCGGCCGCCGGUGAGACGACGGCGACGGCGUCGGUCGUCGUCGGCGCGGCCAAGUGCGCCGGCUGCGGCAGGAAGAACAUGGACGCCGAGACCGCUUUCAAGGGACUUAAGGUGGCGAUCAAGUGCAAGAACGGCAGCAGCGAGGAGUACGAGAGCAAGGCCGUCGGCGAGCUCGACGGCGCGGGCGCGUUCGCCGUGCCGCUCGCCGCCGACCUCCGCGGCGCCGACUGCGUCGCGCAGCUGCACAGCGCGGCGACCGACGCGCCGUGCCCCGGCCAGGAGCCAUCCAAGAUCGAGCCGCUGUCGUCGGAGGGCGAGACGGGCACCUUCGUCGCCGUCGCCGGCAAGACGCACCUCCCGUCGUCGACGUCGUCCUCGCCGGAGUGCUCGUCGGUGGCCAUCUGCUUCCCCUGCCACAGGCGCCAUCGCAUGUUCCACAGGAAGCCCAUGCCGGAGUACCAGCCGCCUCCCUCGCCGGUGUACGGCACGCCGGCGCCGGGAUGCUCAUGCUCCCCUCCCAGCACGCCGCCGGGAUACGGCCAGCCGGCGCCGGAAUGCCCCCCUGCCGACCCGGGUUACGGCCAGCCAGCGCCGGAGUGCCCUCCUCCUCCCACGCCGGCACCGGAAUGCGGCCAGCCGGCGCCGGAAUAUCCUCCUUCCACGCCGGCAUACGGAACGCCGGCGCCGGAGUGCCCACCAUCCACGCCGGAAUACGGAACGCCGGCGACGGCAUGCCCACCUCCCACGGCGCCGGGAUACGGAUCGCCGUCGCCUUUCUGGCCCCCUGUCUCGCCGGCGUACGGCACGCCAUCGCCGACUCCGAUCUACCGUCCCCCGGGGAGCCACUGAUCGAUCGAUCGAGUUCACUGCUCGAUCUCCAUUUCCACCAAAUAAGUUGAUGAUGUAGCUACUGUAUCUCGCAACUACUGGCGUGCAUUUCAUUUAUCGGAGAAAUUAAUGGAUGCAAAGCCACGCGUGCGUGUUCAUGGCUUCUUGCGUGUUUACGGCAUUUGGGAAUGUGCUUUGCAUGCGCUGAAUUGAUGUUGAUUUUAACAAUGCAGUACGUGAUAAUAAUUAACAUUCAAGUAUGCAAGUCUAA
This is a messenger RNA of Oryza sativa Japonica Group (Japanese rice), 1224 nucleotides long. Its product is annotated as proline-rich protein 4. NCBI's taxonomy places the organism in Eukaryota, Viridiplantae, Streptophyta, Magnoliopsida, Poales, Poaceae. The record is from RefSeq and is a predicted model, not a curated record.